UCGUCGUCCGCGGCGCGUACGUCCCCGCGGCGAUCAUCGCGAGCUCUUCCCUUCGCGAGCACCCUCCCGGCGGCGGCCUCAACGGCGGCGGCGGCGGCGGCGGCGGCGCCCUCGCUUCGGCGCGCGCCCUCGCGAGCGCGUCCGCGGGUUCCCCUCUCGCGUCGUCCGUCUCGUUCGUCCUCGCCUCGCGCAGCGCGCGCGUCCGCAGCGACGCCGCGACCCUCCGCACCGGCUGCGUCAUCCACGCGUCGAGCGUCGGGACGUACUUGGUCGCCUCGCGCGCGAGCUCGCGCGCGAUCCCGCGCUCGAAGCGAUGCGCGUUCGGCGCGUCGCGAAUUACCCUCUGGAAUCGCGCCUCGAGCGCGACGUGCGGCGUGUUCGCGAACGGCCUCGCGAGGCUCAGCACCGUGGCGAUGUCCGACGCGGUGACGAGCCCGUCGCCGUCCGCGUCGAACGCCGCGUGUAUCGCGUCGCGCAGGUGAUCGCCGACGUCCCUCUCCACGUACGCCAUCGCCUCGGCGCGUCGGAGGCAUCCGACGAACCCUUCCGCGUGCGCGCGGUGCGCGAGGACGAGCUCGAGGCGACGCACGAGAUGCGGGCCGUACACGCCGUGGAUGGUGUUGUCUCGCGCGCUCGGCGUCGUCCCGCCGUCGCCGCGCGAGGAGGAGGAGGAGGACGACGCGCCGACGAAGCCGCCGCGGUCCGCGGCGGCGGUGAACCCCAUCGACCGCAGCGCGGAGGGGUGUGACGCGAGGAGGAGGUUCGAACUUUCUGAGUCAUCAACGAUCUCGUCCGUUGAUUGUUCGGGCGCGCGGGUGAUGCUCUGCGCGCGCGCGGUCGCAUCCGCUCACGGCCGCGCGUCCUUCUCCUCCCGCCAUCACCCCCGCGCGGCGCGCCCGCCGCGCGCGCUCUCGCGGCUCUCCGUCCUCGCCGUCGCGAGCUGCUGCGCGCUGCGAACCGUGGUCGCGAUGGCGCACGCGUCGUCGUCGAACGCGGCCGCGGACGUCGACGAGGAGGUGAACGUCGUCGUCGUCGGCGCCGGCGUCAGCGGCCUCGUCGCGGCGUGGAAGCUCCACGACCAGGGCCUCACCGUGAGCGUCCUCGAGGCGCGAUCGCGCAUCGGCGGGCGGUGCUUUUCCACCCCCGGCGGCGCCGACCUCGGCGCGUCGUGGACGUGGCCGCCGCACGAGUCGCGCGUCGCGACGCUCGCGAAGCGGCUGGGACUGAAGUGGACGGCGCAGCGGCUCGAGGGCGGCGUGCGCUUGCCCGCGGCGCAGCGCGUCGACGGCGGCGGCGAGCGCCUCGCGCCGUGCGGCCCGGGCGCGCUUCGAAUGGAGGGCGGGAUGCAGGAGAUCGCGCACGCGCUCGCGGAGCAGCUCCCGGCGCGAACGAUCCGGCUCGGCGCGGAGGUGAUGGAGAUCGUUCGCGCGCCCAUCAGCGAGGGCGACGGCGCGGCGGGGCGCGAGCGCGUCCACGAGACGCGGCGCGUGCGCGUCACCGCGUUGGACGACCACCGAGGGCGGACGAUCACGAUGCACGCGCAGCACGUCGUGAUCGCGACGCCGCCGCGGAUCGCCGCGCGGAUGCGUUGGGACCCGCCGCUGCCGCCGAGAAAAUUGAGAAAGAUGAUCGACACUCCGGCGUGGGCGGGGGACUGGUGUAAGAUCGUCGCGACGUUCAAGACGCCGUUCUGGAUCGAGACCGGCGACAGCGGCGUCGCGCAGAUGAGCCGCGACUCGCUGUUCGCGGUGACGUGGGAAUCUCACGGAGGGGAGUCCACGGACGAGCCGGGCGUGCCGUCUCUCGCGGGGGUAAACUUUGGCAAGGCGGCGUGCGACCGCCUCGACGCCUACGGCCCGCACGAGGACCCCGCCAUCGGGUUAUCGAACCACGCGCUGAAGGCUGCGGUCGCGGACGAUCUGAGCAAGGUGUUCGGCGUGGACGUGAUAUCGUUCCAGCUCAUCAACGUGUAUCACAAGAGUUGGAGGAACGACCCGCGAACGUACGACCGCGGCGACGAAGAUCCGUUGAAUCCAGCCUACGCGGGCGAUCCGCGGAGCGGGUACGGCGACCUGUUGUUGCGAGAGGAAGUCGAGGGUGGCGUGCACUUCGCGGGGACGGAAACGGAGAACGCGGCCGGGCACGUCGACGGCGCGGUGAUGGCGGGCGAGCGCGUCGCGGAGGAGAUCAGAGGCGAGCGCGCGGCGGCGAAGUCGCGACGCGGCGAACGCGGCGAGUUCAAGUGA
Messenger RNA from Micromonas pusilla CCMP1545, 2246 nucleotides. RefSeq lists its product as uncharacterized. The coding region runs from base 615 to 2246 and encodes 543 amino acids. Gene Ontology annotation, molecular function: oxidoreductase activity. The record is from RefSeq and is a predicted model, not a curated record. Lineage: Eukaryota; Viridiplantae; Chlorophyta; Mamiellophyceae; Mamiellales; Mamiellaceae. The transcript has a single exon.